Molecule: messenger RNA, 2816 nt
Organism: Microplitis demolitor
Lineage: Eukaryota; Metazoa; Arthropoda; Insecta; Hymenoptera; Braconidae
Gene: ALiX
Product: programmed cell death 6-interacting protein
Exons: 12
Coding region: 83-2551 (822 amino acids)
Biological process (GO): mitotic cytokinesis
Cellular component (GO): endosome
Molecular function (GO): protein binding
Source: RefSeq, a predicted model, not a curated record
UCGUUGAUUGUCUUGUGAGAUAUAUUGACAUUGAUAUUGAUACCAUUUAAAUAUUCUAACACAAGUCAGUCAAUAAGAAGCAAUGGCUGAAUUGAUAGCGGUUCCGUUAAAAAAGCCGUCAGAUGUGGACGUGAUUAAGCCACUUACCAAUGUCAUCAAAUCUACUUAUAAUUCAGCAACAAAUCAAAAAGAUUACACUGAAGCAAUCAGUGAAUUCAGCAAAUUAAGAAGUAACGCUCUAUGGCGCGCCUUUGAAAAAUACGAAAGUUCCUUGGAGGUUAUUUACAAUUAUUAUGACCAAUUGUGUGCUCUGGAGGGCAAAAUUCCAGCCCAUGAGUUGCAAAUUCCAUUCAAAUGGAAAGAUGCUUUUGAUAGGACGAUAUUUGGUGGAAAAUUAAGUCUCACCAUCAGCACACUGACAUACGAGAAAUUAUGCGUACUGUUCAACAUCGCAGCUUUGCAGAGCUCGGUUGCUGCUUCGCAGUCACUUGAAAGCGACGAAGGAUUGAAAUUAGCGGCUAAAUUAUUCCAGCAAGCAGCGGGCAUCUUUAAUUAUUUAAAAGGAAAUGUCAUGCUUGCUAUUCAGCAAGAACCAACUCCUGACAUGAGUCCUGACACUUUGGGCGCUCUGUCAGCUUUGAUGAUAGCGGAAGCGCAGGAAAUUUUUGUCCACAAGGCUAUACAUGAUACAAUGAAGGAUGGUGUCAUUGCUAAAUUAGCAUCCCAAGCUGAAGAAUAUUAUGCUGAAGCUUUGAAGUUGUUUCAGAAGGAAAUAUUUCGGUCGUUUUGGGACAAGGAAUGGGUUCCUUUGAUUACAGGUAAACAAUCAGGAUAUCGCGCGAUGGCUGAACUUUAUCAAGCUGGUGUAUGCAGAAGUAAAUCUGCAAUCGGUGAAGAAAUAUGCAGACUUGAAUAUGCAGUUGAUUUAUUUAAAGCAGCUCAACAAAGAUCCAAUAAGCCGGCUUUAUUCCAAGAGUAUGCGAACAAGGCUCAGCGACGCUUGACCGAAGUUAAAAAAGACAAUGAUUUUAUCUACCAUGAGCGUAUUCCGGAUAUCAAGAGUUUGGAACCUAUUGGAAAGGCCAAUGUCGCUAAAUUGCUGACCAUGUCGCAACCUUUGAAUCCAAACUUCAAAGAUUUGUUUGAAGACUUAAUGCCGGUGGCUGUUCAUCAUGCGCUAUCUUCAUACGAGAUCCGAAGAAACGAGUUGGUGAACACAGAGAUCUCAAAACUCCGCGAAAUGACCCAAGUUCUGAAUACCGUGUUGGCUAGUUUGAAUCUACCAGCUGCGAUUGAAGAUACCAGUGGAACCGAAGUGCCUCAGUCUUUGCUAGACAAAGCAUCCUAUGUCAGACAAGCUGGAGGGAUCCAAGCUCUUGAAACUGCGAUGAAUGAACUGCCUGAUUUGCUCCAACGGAAUAGAGAUAUUUUAGACGAAGCUGAGAAAAUGCUCAGAGAAGAACGCGAAUCAGAUGAUCAGCUAAAAGAACAAUUCAAAGAACGCUGGGCGAGAAUACCGAGUGCUAAAUUAACUGAGCAGCUUACGAUGAACGCUCAAAAAUAUCGCACGAUUAUUGAUAACGCUAUUUCUGCUGAUAAAACUGUACGUGAAAAAUUUGAGACACAUCGUGAGGGUAUGGAGACUCUGAGUCUCGACGAGAGUCAGUUGGCGUCUGCAAUUCCAUCUGGUUCAGCAGUUCAAGAGAGCGGAGUAGUAGCACAGCUGAGAAAAUUAAUGGAAGACGUUGAGACAUUGAAGGCAGAGAGGGACGUUAUUGAAAGCGAAUUAAAGGCACCAACUGCAGACAUGAAGUCUACAUUCUUGUCAGCUUUGGCUAAAGACGGAGCCAUCGACGAGCCGAAUUUAUCGGUUGAACACAUCGGGAAAGUUUACGGACCGUUGACUAGCCAAGUUCGUGAUAGUUCAGCUCGUCAGGAAAAAUUAAUCGCCGAAAUUCAGUCUAAUCACGCUGCAUUUACUCGUGAGCAAAGUGGAUCGGGUAGUUCACGUGAAGCAGAACUACGUAAAUUAGCAGCAGCGUAUGACGCAUUUAAAGAGCUCAAAAAUAAUUUACAGGAAGGAGCUAAAUUUUACAAUGACCUUACUCAGCUGCUUGUUGUUUUCCAAAAUAAAAUAUCCGACUUUUGCUUCGCUCGAAAGACCGAGAAAGAAGAAUUAUUGAAGGAUUUAACGACAAAUUUAAGUCACACUGGUCCAGCUGCUACACCUGCAAUUCCUUCUCACCAUGGAGCCGGUUCUGGAACAAGUUCAGCUCCAUCUGACACCGGCUCUGCUCAGUUGCCUUAUCCGACACAAUACCAAGGAGGAAUGCCUAUACCUUAUGGAGCAUCUCCUGCAACGCCUUAUCCUACUUACGUUCCUCCUCCGAUGCCUCAGACAUACAAUCCGUAUGCAACGAUGCCAUACCCUGGACAAGGUGCGUACAAUUAUCCGCAGCAGUUUCCGCCACAACAGCAGCCCAACUACAGCAAUCCUUAUGCAACAUUCCCGCGUUACGGUGCCCCACCACCUGGACAAAAUCCCUGGUAAUUUUCGAGCUAAAUCCUCCCAUUGAAAUUAUUUAAUGAUAAAUAAUAUCAUAUUGCUUAUUUUUAUCGUUAUCGUUAUUAAAUAUAAGGCUUGGCAUGUAUAGAGAUUAAAAUUUAUUGUGCACAAGCUUGAUGAUUAUUUUUCUAACUAAAAAACGCCUGAUAAUUUUUAUGUAUAUUGUAAAGUGAUCAAAUAAUCAUUGUCGAUAUAUUUUAAAUAUUUUUUAAAAAUAAAAUUAAUGUAAUUAUCGUUAUAAAUUAUUAUA